GCUCUUGCUCCUGCCAUUAGGUCUCCACCUCCACUAUUGACCCAGAGUAACUGCCGUCUGCAGGCCUUGAGCUGCAACUAAGAGUCUGGAAGUGAAACAUCCGUUUGAGAUUCUGAGAUUUAGUUUAUGCUCACCAGACUAACAAAUCGAUAUCCCUUCAGGAAGACUCUUUCAAGAAACAACAAAACGACGGUCUUGUAGUCUCAACCAGACGGCUGUUGGUAUUGUGCAUGGUUAUGGUUCCGACCACACCUUGCGUCAAACGCAGGAAAGGCUGGCUACGAAAGCAUAAGACAGACGGCAAUAGCACCACCGGUGCACUUUCACAUGGUGCAGGCAUCAGCAACUCAGCACGUGAAAUCAGCAUGUACUUGAAGGCCCUGCUCCUGACCGUUCUACUCGGGAUUCUCCUCUAUUCUCUUUGUGAGAGUAAGUCUCAUCACCGUCGUAAGAAACUCGACGGCAAACGGGCGAGUAAUGCACAAGAGGCGGUCGAUUUGGAUGCGGAGGGUUCCGCAACUAUGGACGAGAGCGGUUGCCUGCCGAGGGUGUCCAUCGCGCGUAUUUGCAAGAGGGAGGCAUUCUACGUUAAUCUGACCGAUCUGCUUGGCGUGGAGGUGAUUUCUCCGCCGGGUCUGGUCGACAUCGGAGUUUGCGUUGGAGAAUGCAGACCGGAAGUGAUCGGGAAAGAUCGACAGCUGCCGCCGUAUAACAACUUAUUUCGUACUCGUGCGGUAAUACGAGAGGAGAAAAGGGGACAGGGAUUCUGUGUUCCGGACGUUUUGUCUUCACUGCCGUAUUACGCGCGCGAGAGCCAGUGUGGUGUUCAUGCCGUCCAACAUCUUGCAGACACUGUAGUCCAACGAUGUAGUUGUGUACUGUAGCUGUUGAUCUUGUCUUGCUGUCUGUUUGUUCUUUUCGAAAAAGGGCCUAGGAAUAACGCCUUUUACGCUCAAGAAACUGCAAUAACGUGUUUUUCUCAAUAGAUUUGAGUUUGUAGAGUGAACUUUUAGGUAUUUAUUGAUAUUAGUGUGGAGACUGCUUGCCGUCGUUAUCUAGUUUAUAUUGGUAUGGAGACUGAAGAUAUCUAAACUGGUAGUGAUUGCGUUGCUUGAUAUUGAUUAAUGAGGU
Molecule: messenger RNA, 1131 nt
Organism: Corticium candelabrum
Lineage: Eukaryota; Metazoa; Porifera; Homoscleromorpha; Homosclerophorida; Plakinidae
Exons: 1
Coding region: 231-884 (217 amino acids)
Molecular function (GO): growth factor activity
Source: RefSeq, a predicted model, not a curated record